AUGAAUUUCUAUACUGGAGGUUCUUCUAAUAAUAAUGAUGAAAAUUCCUCUUCAUCAUCAUCAUCUCUAGAUUUAGAUGAUACUAUUGCAGAAGAGCAGCAAGUAAUCUUGCAAAAUAUUUGGAUGAACAACUAUAUGUUGCAAUAUUUGCAAGAAUAUCAAAAUAAUGAAGUUUUCAGAGUUGGCUCUGUUCCAGCUCAUGAUACAUACUUCGAACAACAUGCUGAUGCGAUGGGUAGAUUUGGUUUAUCUAUUGUACAAAAAAUCACAGCUGUGUUUAGAAUGUUGGCAUAUGGCUUGCCAGCGGAUGCCACUGACGAAUAUGUGAAAAUCAGAGAGUCAACUGCAAUUGAAAGCAUGAAGAGAUUUUGUCGAGCUAUCGUAGAGGUUUUUGGCCAGCCGUAUCUGAGAUCACCAACAGCUAACGAUGUUGCAAGGCUUCUUCACAUCGGUGAGCAACGUGGUUUUCCAGGAAUGCUAGGUAGUCUAGAUUGCAUGCAUUGCAGAUGGAAAAAUUGUGCAACAGCAUGGGCUGGACAAUAUGCAGGUCGUAGUGGAUCCCCAACAAUAAUUCUUGAAGCUGGAGCUGAUUAUGACCUUUGGAUAUGGCAUGCAUAUUUUGGGCCGUCGCGUUUUUGGAGAAAAGAAGUGCUACAUGAUAUAUUAACAUCAUGUAUUAUACUGCACAACAUGAUAAUCGAGGAUGAGCGUGAUCUUAAUGCACCAAUUCAAGAUGCUUGGGAAGGUCCAACUCCAACAGUAGAAAUGGUAGUAGAUGAAAAUUAUCGAUUUGAACAAUUUUUAGCUCGACACAAAAAAAUUAAGAACAAAGAUGCUCAUUUUGCACUUCGUAAUGCAUUAGUAGAGCAUUUAUGGGAGCAACGUACUAAUCAUGGAAGUUGA
Lycium ferocissimum is the source of this 903-nucleotide messenger RNA. RefSeq lists its product as uncharacterized. The record is from RefSeq and is a predicted model, not a curated record. NCBI's taxonomy places the organism in Eukaryota, Viridiplantae, Streptophyta, Magnoliopsida, Solanales, Solanaceae. The transcript is spliced from 3 exons. Bases 1 to 903 code for a protein of 300 amino acids.